Chiroxiphia lanceolata (lance-tailed manakin) is the source of this 968-nucleotide messenger RNA. It is a transcript of the gene MSRA, whose product is annotated as methionine sulfoxide reductase A. Bases 25 to 729 code for a protein of 234 amino acids. Gene Ontology annotation, cellular component: cytoplasm. Gene Ontology annotation, biological process: cellular response to oxidative stress. Lineage: Eukaryota; Metazoa; Chordata; Aves; Passeriformes; Pipridae. Gene Ontology annotation, molecular function: peptide-methionine (S)-S-oxide reductase activity. The transcript is spliced from 6 exons. The record is from RefSeq and is a predicted model, not a curated record.
CCCGGAGCUCCCCCUGAGCGGGCGAUGCCUCCGCGCCGCCUCCUCCUCCUCCUGCUCGCCCGCGCCCUCCGCGGCUCCGCCUUCGCCAUGGGCGACUCGGCCUCCCGCCUGCCGCAGGAGGGCGAAGCGCUGCCCGGCAGGACCCAGCGCAUGGCGGUGGCAGAUAAACAUCACGUCAAUGGAAACAGAAUGGUGGAACCUUUCCCAGAGGGAACACAGAUGGCUCUGUUUGGUAUGGGCUGUUUCUGGGGAGCUGAGAGGAAGUUCUGGAGGCAGAAGGGAGUUUACUCCACUCAAGUGGGUUAUGCAGGAGGUCACACCCCAAACCCCACCUACAAGGAGGUCUGCUCAGGCAGGACUGGUCACACCGAGGCCGUUCGAGUGGUUUAUCAGCCAGAAAACAUCAGCUUUGAGCAACUGCUCAAGGUCUUCUGGGAGAAUCACGACCCGACACAAGGGAUGAGGCAAGGCAAUGACGUUGGCACUCAGUAUCGCUCGGCCAUCUACACGUUCUCCCAGGAACAGAUGGAAGCUGCCUUGAGGUCUAAGGAAGAAUAUCAAAAGGUAUUGACAGAGGGAGGCUUCGGUCCCAUCACCACGGAAAUCCGGGAGGCUCCCGAGUUUUAUUAUGCCGAGGAUUAUCACCAGCAGUACCUCAGCAAGAAUCCCGGCGGAUACUGCGGCCUCGGGGGGACGGGGAUUUCCUGCCCCGUCGGUGUCAAGAAAUAGCCUGUGCUUACUCCACCGCCUCCACUUUGGUUUAAGGAGUUUGGGAAAAGACCAUCAACCCUGGUAGAUGCUCCAGUGCAGCCAGUGCAUAAAGAUUUGGGAAUCCAUCGGGGAGAUUUUCCGUGAUCGGAGCUGCUUCGCAUUCAUUGGCAUUAAAAACCAAAAUAGAGGCAAAAAUUUUGUUUUAGGGAGUUUGGGAAAAGACCGUCAACUCUGAUAGAUGCUCCAGUGCAUCCACA